AUGAAACUCGAUCCGAAGGCGAUUCGCUACCUCACCUCUGAAGAUUUCCGCGUGCUUGCCGGGGUUGAAGCCGGUAGUCGCAAUCAUGAAGUUGUUCCGACACCGUUGAUCUCGCAGCUUUCCGGACUCCGUGGUGGUAGCGGCGUGCAUCGCUCCAUCUCAAAUUUGGCCAAGAUUAACUUGAUCGCCAAAGUAAAGAACGCCAAAUAUGAUGGCUACAGACUUACCUACGGCGGUCUCGACUACUUGGCGAUGAAUGCGCACCAGAAGCAAAAAGUAGUGUACUCCGUUGGCAACCAGGUUGGCGUGGGUAAGGAGUCGGAUAUUAUUGUUGUCGCACACAGCAGCGGAGAGCAGCGCAUUUUGAAGAUCCACCGUUUGGGUCGUAUCUCCUUCCGAACCGUCAAGACGAACCGCGAUUACCUACGACACCGCAGCACAGGAUCAUGGAUGUACAUGUCCCGAUUGGCUGCAAUGAAGGAGUUUGCUUUCAUGAAGGCACUUCGCGAGAAUGGCUUCUCAGUCCCCGAACCCAUCGCCCAGAACCGACACACCAUUGUCAUGAGCUUGAUUGAUGCUUUCCCGCUUCGUCAGAUCUCCAAGGUCCCCAACCCACAAGGGCUUUACUCGGAACUGAUGGACAUCAUCCUGGAGCUGGCACGCUUUGGACUGAUUCACGGUGACUUUAACGAGUUCAACUUGCUGAUCAAGGAAGAGGUUGACCCUGAGGCGCGCGAGAAGUACACGCCGCAGACCAAGUUGGAUGAUGUGGCUGAUGAAGAUAUCCGGCUGGUCCCGGUUCUCAUUGAUUUCCCGCAGAUGGUCUCCAUUGACCAUAUGAAUGCUGAGAUGUACUUUGACCGUGAUGUUAACUGUGUCAAGCGGUACUUCCAACGCAAGUUCCACUUCGUCAGUGAUGUACCUGGCCCAACAUUUGCCCAGGCAAGGAAGAACUUCCUGAAGAACCCCGGAAAGCGUUUGGACAUUGAGGUUGAAGCCUCCGGCUUUUCGAAGAAGAUGGCGCGCGAACUUGAGAAGUAUAUGCAGGAGGUUGGCGUUGAUGGGGAUGCGGGCGAGCGUGAAGAUGGCGAGGAGGAUGAGGAUGAGGAAGAGACCGAUGAGGAGGAAGAGGGCGAGGAAGAAUCAGGCUCAGAGUCUGGAGAGCCUAGCGAGGACCCUGCCUCUGUCCAAAAUGACCAGGAUGUGGACGAAAGUUCUCGACGACUGGAAGGAUUGCAGGUGUCCGAGGCAUCGGGGCAAUAA
Penicillium malachiteum is the source of this 1263-nucleotide messenger RNA. RefSeq names its product protein kinase RIO2. The transcript is spliced from 3 exons. Gene Ontology annotation, biological process: maturation of SSU-rRNA; protein phosphorylation. Bases 1 to 1263 code for a protein of 420 amino acids. Gene Ontology annotation, molecular function: protein serine/threonine kinase activity; ATP binding. The record is from RefSeq and is a predicted model, not a curated record. Gene Ontology annotation, cellular component: cytosol; nucleus; preribosome, small subunit precursor. Lineage: Eukaryota; Fungi; Ascomycota; Eurotiomycetes; Eurotiales; Aspergillaceae.